CUGAAACGCAACCGGCACCGAAACAUCAUUCAGUUGUACGAUGUGCUCGAUACUCCUGCAAGGAUCUACUUGGUCAUGGAGAACGCGGACGGGGGCGAGCUUUUCGACUACAUCGUGAAACGACAGCGUGUCCCCGAGCCGGAGGCCUCGGCGUUUUUCAAGCAGCUGGUCGACGGCGUCGGUUAUUUGCAUGCCAUGGAGGUGACUCAUCGGGAUUUAAAACCAGAAAAUUUGUUGUUGCAGUCCUCUAAAAGCGCCCCCGGGGGUUGGUGCGUGAAAAUCAUCGAUUUCGGCCUGUCCAACACCCAUGAAGCUGGUACACUGCUGUCUACAGCCUGUGGCUCCCCGUGCUAUGCCUGCCCUGAAAUGAUCCGCGGACUUGCCUACCGAGGCCCAGCUGCUGAUGUCUGGAGCAUGGGAGUCAUUU
Molecule: messenger RNA, 427 nt
Organism: Nannochloropsis gaditana CCMP526
Product: protein kinase domain containing protein
Exons: 1
Biological process (GO): intracellular signal transduction; protein phosphorylation
Cellular component (GO): cytoplasm
Molecular function (GO): ATP binding; protein serine/threonine kinase activity
Source: RefSeq, a predicted model, not a curated record